Molecule: messenger RNA, 1116 nt
Organism: Lasiodiplodia theobromae
Lineage: Eukaryota; Fungi; Ascomycota; Dothideomycetes; Botryosphaeriales; Botryosphaeriaceae
Product: Tetratricopeptide TPR-1
Exons: 5
Coding region: 1-1116 (371 amino acids)
Biological process (GO): protein peptidyl-prolyl isomerization; protein folding
Cellular component (GO): intracellular membrane-bounded organelle
Molecular function (GO): peptidyl-prolyl cis-trans isomerase activity; protein binding
Source: RefSeq, a predicted model, not a curated record
AUGGCCGAUCAGAAGCGCUCCCGUGUCUUUUUCGACAUCCAAAUCGGCUCUCAGCCCGCCGGUCGCAUUGCCUUUGAGCUUUACAAUGAUAUCGUUCCCAAGACUGCGGAUAACUUCCGUGCACUCUGCACCGGUGAGAAGGGUGAGGGCAAGUCGGGCAAGCCGCUGCACUACAAGGGCUCCGGCUUCCACCGUGUCAUCAAGCAGUUCAUGAUCCAGGGUGGAGACUUCACUGCUGGCAACGGCACUGGCGGCGAGAGCAUCUAUGGCGAGAAGUUCGAGGAUGAGAACUUCGAGCUGAAGCACGAGAAGCCCUUCCUGCUGUCCAUGGCCAACGCCGGCCCUGGUACCAACGGCUCCCAGUUCUUCAUCACCACCGUGCCUACCCCCCACCUUGACGGCAAGCACGUUGUUUUCGGUGAAGUUAUCAACGGCAAGUCGAUCGUGCGCCAGCUUGAGAACCUGCCCACUGCCGCCCAAGACAGGCCUGUCCAGGAGCAAUACCCUAUCAUUGCUGACUGCGGCGAACUCACCGGCGAGGACUACGAGAAAUGUACCGAACGCAUUCCCGACAGCACCGGCGACCCAUAUGAAGACUUCCCCGAGGACCAAUCUGAGGAGCUCACUGCGCCUCAGAUUGCCAAGAUUGCCGCAGAUCUCAAGGAUAUGGGCAACAAGGCUUUCAAGGCUGGCGACCUCCGCCUCGGUCUCGCCAAGUACCAGAAAGGUCUUCGCUACCUGAACGAGAACCCCGAGGUUGAGGAGAAGGAUCCUCCGGAGACCAAGCAGCAACUGUCUUCCCUCCGCUUCCAGCUGCACAACAACAGCGCGCUCCUGCAGAACAAGUUGAAGGAUUAUGAGGGCGCCGCCAAGAGCGCAACCUACGCGCUCGAGGUCCAGGGUACCUCCGACGCUGACAAGGCAAAGGCGUACUUCCGCAGAGCCCAGGCCCGUGAGGCCCGCAAGAAUGAUGAGGAGGCUAUCCAGGAUUACGAGGCAGCCCAGAAGCUUGCGCCCAAUGACUCGGCUGUCCUUAACGGUCUGACCAACGCUAAGAAGAAGCUUGCCGAGUUUAAGAAGAAGGAGAAGGCGGCUUAUGCCAAGUUUUUCUCUUAA